AAGUAUGUAUUAAGCUAUUAUCUAUGUAUAUUUAGCACGAUUAAAUAUAUUAAGAUUUAUCUUUAAUUGUAAUACUUACAACUUACUGUUUAGUAUUAAUCUUAGAUCAGUUAGAUCUGUCAUAGCUCGUAACUUACUAAACUAACUAUCUAAAGAUCUUCAACUUUCUGAUUGUCGCACUUAGUAAUCUAGUUCUGACUCCUUCUAUUUAUAAUUGUUUAUUUUCAUUUAAACGAAUUAAAAUCAUAUUUUAAACUUUAAAAUAUUGAAAUUAAUUAAAAUACUAUGAAAAAAAAUUUUAAAAAAUUUAUAUCAAAUGAGUUCUUAUAAAUUUUAGUUUGUAGAUUUUUUGCUGUUCAGUGACAACCUUACAAUAAUUUAUAUUGUUUUUGGUGUAGGUGAGUUUCACAAAACAAAUAAUAUACUAAUAUUCUACCUACCCAUUAAAAAAGCAAAUGGUUUAAAAAGUAAUCAGUUUAUGAUUUUCUUUUUUACUUUGUGAUCAUGAACACAUCAUAACCUACCCAAUACACAACUGUUAAUAUACCACUAGUAUUGUAUAUACUAAUACAUUAUUAAUUUAUAGUAUGUGUAUGUGUAAUACAGAACUUUAUAGUAUGCAGUUAAACAUCAUAUAAAUCAUUUUUAAAUUUUGUGGGUAUUCCAAAAAUAAAUUGGAAAAUUAUUUCAUUUUUCCUUCAUUAUAAAAGAUAAUAUAAUUAAUUUUUCACAUUUACUAAUUUUAAUACAAAAUUACUACUAACUUAUAGCCAAAGUACUGUAGAUAAAGUACUUUAAAUUUAUUAGUAAUUAUUAAAUGGACUUUCCUGCAUAUAAUGUAAAAUUUGAUACUGAUAAAACAUCAGUUACUUUAUUACAAGACAUAUUAAAUAAACAAGGAGUACGCACUGUUCAGUAUGAAUUACUACAAAUUGAAGGAGCUGUUAGUGCACCGUCAUUUCAGUAUCGUGUCACAGAUGGACGAUUUGUGGCUUAUGGUCAAGGAAAAUCAAAAAAAGAAGCUAAACAAAAUGCGGCUAAGGCUUUACUACGUAUUAUUCAUAAAGAGUUUCCUGAAUUAUGUUCCGAUCCUUUAUUUGAAUCUCAAAUUGAUUUUACCUCAGACGUGAAUGAAUCGUUUGAAACUAUGAAUUUUGGAGAUAACGAUGAACGUAAUCCAAUUGGUAUGCUUCAGGAACUUUGUACAUCUCUCCAUCUUCCUCCUCCAGUUUACAUAACAGAAUGUGAAGAUGGCCUCCCUCAUCAGCGUUUAUUUACUGUUUCAUGUAAUGUCUCCGAGUACAAAGAGACUGGUGUAGGCAAAUCUAAAAAGAUUGCCAAACGACUUGCUGCCAAUAAUCUUUAUUUGAUGUUAAAAAGCAUUCAGGCAGAUCUCAGUCUAAACUCUGGAGCAGCUGAAAAUGUAGACGACUUUGUUCGUCAAGAGUCCAGCAAUCUAAGCGGAUUGAAAAAUUCUAAAUCCACUUCUCAAUUUUAUAGGUUACCUGAAAUUCAUAGACAUUUACCCUUAACUGAUGGCCCUUGUUAUAAUAAUCUAAAACAAAUGGAUGAUGAACAAUUGUAUUCUUGCGACAGCCGACUGAUUUUGGACAGUUUUACUGCUGAACAAGGACUUAUAGUAUCAUUUAUUGAUUUUGAAGAACUCUCAAGUACUGGCAAGUAUCAAACUUCUCUUCAAGUAUCUACUCCCAUUACUGUGGCUUUUCAUGGUGAAUCCACUAUCAGCUAUGAAGAAGCUCAACAGGAUGCUGCCUAUAGGUCAUUAGUAUUUUUUAAAUGUAUAUUGAAUAAUAGUGCAUUAAAUUUGGUGACAGUUACUUAAUUCAUUUUAUGAAAGAUUGUUAGCUAUGUAAAAAUCAAUUUAUCAAAAUAUAAUAGGAUGUUUGGUA
Messenger RNA from Myzus persicae (green peach aphid), 1910 nucleotides. Its product is annotated as interferon-inducible double-stranded RNA-dependent protein kinase activator A homolog. The record is from RefSeq and is a predicted model, not a curated record. The transcript has 3 exons. Bases 818 to 1843 code for a protein of 341 amino acids. NCBI's taxonomy places the organism in Eukaryota, Metazoa, Arthropoda, Insecta, Hemiptera, Aphididae.